This is a messenger RNA of Ilex paraguariensis (yerba mate), 861 nucleotides long. The record is from the annotation of a GenBank genome assembly. Lineage: Eukaryota; Viridiplantae; Streptophyta; Magnoliopsida; Aquifoliales; Aquifoliaceae.
AUGAUGGAGUGGGAGAAGCAACAACAGCAGACACAGCAGCAGAUUGAGCAGAUUCAAGAGGAAGUCAAUGGCGGUGCCAACAGUAACAACAACAACAAUGGAGGAGGAGGAGGAGGAGGAGGAGGGAUGUUUGUGAAGGUGAUGACAGACGAGCAAUUGGAAGUCCUCCGCAAGCAAAUCGCCGCUUACGCCACCAUUUGCGAACAGCUCGUCGAUUUGCACAAAUCCCUCACUUCUCAACACGAUCUUGCAGGAGUCAGGCUGGGAAAUUUGUAUUGUGACUCAUUAAUGACAUCUGCCGGCCACAAAAUUACGGGCCGACAACGGUGGACUCCAACACCCCUGCAACUUCAGACUCUUGAGCGAAUUUUUGAUCAAGGGAAUGGAACUCCAAGCAAGCAGAAGAUCAAAGACAUAACCUCCGAAUUGUCCCAACAUGGCCAAAUUUCAGAGACAAAUGUUUAUAAUUGGUUCCAAAAUCGGCGUGCUCGAUCCAAGAGGAAGCAACAGGUUACAACAACAAACAAUGCUGAAUCUGAAGUAGAGACAGAAGUUGAAUCACCCACUGAUAAGAAAACAAAGCCAGAGGAUUUCCAAUCCCAGCACAACCUGGCUUCAAGGGCUGAUGAUCUUUGCUUCCAAAAUCCCGAGAUAAGCUCUGGGAUGCAUUCCAUAGAUCCACGGUCAAGUAAAGCAGAGCCCAUGUUUCCAUCAGAUGGUAGUUCAAAGUCUGCUGGGAGUUUGGGUGAAAUGUCCUUCUAUGGAAGUAUGUUGUCAAAUCCAAGAAUGGACCAUCUGGUUGGAAAGAUGGAGAGUUAUAAUCCUUAUUUGCAGACAGAAGACUACAACAUGACAGAUUGA